CGCCGGGCUCGGUCCCGGCCCGGUUCUGGCCCGGUCCUGCCCCGCUCCUGGCCCGGCUCCGGCCCUGGCGGAGCCCCCCGCGAGCCCGGCAGGUGCGGCCAUGGCGGGCACGGCGCCCCCCGCAGGCGCCCCCGAGCACCCCUUCACCUGCCGGGAGUGCGGCAAAUCCUUCCGCUGGUCCUCGCGCCUGGCGCAUCACCUGCGCAGCCACACAGGUGAGCGCCCCUACAAGUGCCCCGAGUGCCCCAAGGCCUUCAAGGGCUCCUCCGCCCUCCUCUACCACCUGCGGGGCCACACGGGCGAGCGGCCCUACACCUGCGCCACCUGCGGCAAGAGCUUCAAGCGCUCCUCGCUGCUGCAGGCUCACCUGCGCGUGCACACGGGGCUGCGCGCCUUCAGGUGCGCCCAGUGCGGCCUCACCUUCAAGUGGGCGUCGCACUACCAGUACCACCUGCGGCAGCACUCAGGUGAGCGGCCCUACCGCUGCCCCGCCUGCCCCAAGGCCUUCAAGAACUCGUCCAGCCUGCGGCGGCACCGCCACACCCACACGGGCGAGCGCCCGCACGCCUGCGGCACCUGCGGCAAGGCCUUCGCCCAGGCCGCCAACCUGCGGCAGCACCUGCGCGUGCACACGGGCGAGCGGCCGUACGCCUGCGGCACCUGCGGCAAGAGCUUCACGCACUCCUCCAACCUGCACCUGCACCGGCGCACGCACGGCCCCCGGCCGUACAGGUGCGGCGAGUGCGGCAAGGCCUUCAAGGGCUCCUCGGGGCUGCGCUACCACCUGCGCGACCACACGGGCGAGCGGCCCUACACCUGCGCCACCUGUGGCAGGAGCUUCAAGCGCUCCUCGCUGCUGCAGGCUCACCUGCGCGUUCACACGGGGCUGCGCGCCUUCAGGUGCGCCCAGUGCGGCCUCACCUUCAAGUGGGCGUCGCACUACCAGUACCACCUGCGGCAGCACUCAGGUGAGCGGCCCUACCGCUGCCCCGCCUGCCCCAAGGCCUUCAAGAACUCGUCCAGCCUGCGGCGGCACCGCCACACCCACACGGGCGAGCGGCCGCACGCCUGCGGCACCUGCGGCAAGGCCUUCGCCCAGGCCGCCAACCUGCGGCAGCACCUGCGCGUGCACACGGGCGAGCGGCCGUACGCCUGCGGCACCUGCGGCAAGAGCUUCACGCACUCCUCCAACCUGCACCUGCACCGGCGCACGCACUCGGCGGCGCGGCCCUUCCGCUGCCCCGCCUGCCCCAAGGCUUUCGUCGCGGCCGCCUACCUGCAGCGGCACCUGCGCACGCACGGCCCCGCCCCGCGCCGCGCGCCCGCGCCGCCGCCGCCGCGGCCCGGCGCGUACCUGCUGCUGGCGGCGCCGCAGGGGCUGCGGCUCGUCCCCGCCCCCCGCAAGGUGCUGCUGCUGCCCGCCCCGCCCGGCCCCGCCCGGCCGCACCUGGCGCAGGUGGGCAAGGGGCAGCGCGCCUGGCAGAGCGUCCUGCUGGUACCUGGCGCCGGGCAGGACGGGGCGGGGCUGCAGGUGGCUGAGGUGGCAGGGGUGGCAGGUGUGACAGGUGUGACAGGGGUCACAGGUGUGACGGGUGUGACAGGUGUGACGGGUGUAGGUGUGACGGGAGUCACAGGUGUGAUGGGGGUCACAGGUGUGACAGGAGUUACAGGUGUAACAGGUGUGGCAGGUGUGACAGGGGUCACAGGUGUCACAGGGGUCACAGGUAUGGCAGGUGUGACAGGGGUCACAGGGGUCACAGGUGUGACAAGUGUAGGUAUGGCAGGGGUCACAGGUGUGACAGGAGUCACAGGGGUCACAGGUGUCACAGGGGUUACAGGUAUGGCAGGUGUCACAGGGGUCAGAGGGGUCACAGGUGUGACAGGUGUAGGUGUCACAGGUGUGACAGGUGCAGGGGUCACAGGUGUGACAGGUGGAGGUGUCACAGGGGUCACAGGUGUGACAGGUGGAGGUGUCACAGGGGUCACAGGUGUGACAGGUGGAGGUGUCACAGGGGUCACAGGUGUCCAGCUGCAGGUGGUGCCAGUGGCCCCAGAGGUCACCAGUGUCCAGGUGCAGGGCCAGGAGGUGACAGGUGUGACGGGUGUAGGUGUCACAAGUGGGACAGGUAUAACCGGGGGGAUGGGUUUAGGUGUGACAGGUUUAGGUGUGACAGGUGGGAUGGGUGUAGGUGUGACAGGUGUCACAGGUGUGACAGGUUUAAGUGUGACAGGUGGGGUGGAUUUAGGUGUGGCAGGUGUGACAGGUUUAGGUGGGACAGGUGUGACGGGUUUAGGUGGGACAGGUGUGAUGGGUUUAGGUGGGACAGGUUUAGGUGGGACAGGUGGGACAGGUUUAGGUGGGACAGGUGUGACGGGUUUAGGUGGGACAGGUGGGACAGGUUUAGGUGGGACAGGGCUGCAGCUCCAGGUGCUCCCAGUGCCCUCGGAGGUCACCAAUGUCCAGCUCCAGGUGUUGCCACCACCACCUGAGGUCACCAAUGUCCAGCUCCAGGUGUUGCCACCACCACCUGAGGUCACCAAUGUCCAGCUCCAGGCAGGUGAGGUCACCAAUGUCCAGCUCCAGGUGUUGCCACCACCCCCAGGUGGCACCAACGUCCAGCUCCAGGUGUUGGCGCCACCUGAGGUCACCAGUGUCCAGCUCCAGGCAGGUGAGGUCACCAACGUCCAGCUCCAGGUGUUGCCACCACUCCCAGGUGGCACCAACGUCCAGCUCCAGGCAGGUGAGGUCACCAACGUCCAGCUCCAGGUGUUGCCAGCACCACCUGAGGUGACCAACGUCCAGCUCCAGGCCCUGCCGCUGAGCUCAGGUGUCACCAACGUCCAGCUCCAGGUGUUGCCACCACCUUCAGGUGGCGCAGGUGGCCAGCUCCAGGCCACUGAGGUGACCAACGUCCAGCUCCAGGUGUUGCCACCACCUUCAGGUGGCCAGCUCCAGGCCACUGAGGUGACCAACGUCCAGCUCCAGGUGUUGCCAGCACCACCUGAGGGGACCAGUGUCCAGCUCCAGGCCACCGAGAUGACCAGUGUCCACCUGGAGACCUCAGAGGUGACCGAUGUCCACCUGGAGACCUCAGAACUGCCCAGCAUCCACCUGGAACCCACAGAGGUGACCGAUGUCCAGCUGGAGCCCACAGAGGUGACCGAUGUCCAGCUGGAGACCUCAGCAGUGACCAGUGUCCACCUGGAGACCUCAGAGGUGACCGAUGUCCAGCUGGAGACCUCCGAACUGCCCAGUGUCCACCUGGAGCACACAGAUGUACCCAGUGUCCACCUGGAGACAUCAGAGGUGACCAGUGUCCACUUGGAGACCUCCGAACUGCCCAGUGUCCACCUGGAGACAUCAGCAGUGACCAGUGUCCACCUGGAGCCCACCGAGAUGACCGAUGUCCACCUGGAACCCACAGAGGUGACUGAUGUCCACCUGGAGAACUCAGAGGUGACCAGUGUCCACCUGGAGCCCACCGAGAUGACCGAUGUCCACCUGGAACCCACAGAGGUGACCAGUGUCCACCUGGAACCCACAGAGGUGACCGAUGUCCACCUGGAGAACUCAGAGGUGACCAGUGUCCACCUGGAACCCACAGAGGUGACCGAUGUCCACCUGGAACCCACAGAGGUGACCGAUGUCCACCUGGAACCCACAGAGGUGACCAGUGUCCACCUGGAACCCACAGAGGUGACCGAUGUCCACCUGGAACCCACAGAGGUGACCAGUGUCCACCUGGAACCCACCGAGAUGACCAGUGUCCACCUGGAGAACUCAGAGGUGACCAAUGUCCACCUGGAACCCACAGAGGUGACCGAUGUCCAUCUGGAGACUUCAGACCUGUCCAGUGUCCACCUGGAGACCUCAGAGGUGUCCGAUGUCCACCUGGAGCCCCUGGAGGAGGUGCCCAGUGCCCACCUGGAGACAUCAGAGGUGCCCUCUGACCACCUGGAGAGCACUGGGGAGGUGCCUGACGCCCACCUGGACACCUUGGCCAUGAGCAGUGCCCAUCUGGAGGUGCCCGGUGCCCACCUGGAACCCACCGAGGUGCACCUGGAACCCCCCUAGGAGGUGCCCGGUGCCCACCUGGAGACCACGCAGGUGCCCGGUGCCCACCUGGAGACCCCAGAGGUGCCCAGUGCCCACCUGGAGACCACGCAGGUGCCUGGUGCCCACCUGGAGGUGCCCAGUGCCCACCUGGAGACCAUGCAGGUGCCCGGUGCCCACCUGGACACACCUUGGGGAUGACCGGUGCCCACCUGGGCACGUCAGAGGUGCCCUCUGACCACCUGGAACCCACAGGUGUGCCCGAUGCCCACCUGGAGGCACCUUGGAGGUGCCCAGUGCUCACCUGGAACCCACCGAGAAAGUGCCCAGUGCCCACCUGGAGAGCACGCAGGUGCCUGGUGCCCACCUGGAGGUUCCCCAUGCCCACCUGGACACACCUUGGAGGUGCCCAGCCCUCACCUGCACAGGUGCCCAGUGCCCACCUGGAGCCCACCCCAGGUGCUCCUGGCCUGGAGGACCCCGUGCACACCUGUGCCCGCAGGUGAGGGGUGCCAGGGGGUGCCUGAGCUCACCUGGCACAGGUGAGGGGUGCCAGGCGGUGCCAGGGGGUACCUGAGCUCACCUGGCACAGGUGAGGGGUGCCAGGCGGUGCCAGGGGGUACCUGAGCUCACCUGCCCAGGUGAGGGGUGCCAGGCGGUGCCAGGGGGUACCUGAGCUCACCUGGCACAGGUGAGGGGUGCCAGGGGUACCUGAGCUCACCUGCCCAGGUGAGGGGUGCCAGGGGUACCUGAGCUCACCUGCCCAGGUGAGGGGUGCCAGGGGGUACCUGAGCUCACCUGGCACAGGUGAGGGGUGCCAGGGGGUGCCUGAGCUCACCUGGCACAGGUGAGGGGUGCCCGGGGGUACCUGAGCUCACCUGGCACAGGUGAGGGGUGCCAGGGGGUGCCUGAGCUCACCUGGCACAGGUGAGGGGUGCCCGGGGGUACCUGAGCUCACCUGCCCAGGUGAGGCCGUUCCCGCGUCCUCCCCGUGUAAAUAAAGGCGCCCCUCCCCCCCC
Molecule: messenger RNA, 5073 nt
Organism: Vidua chalybeata
Lineage: Eukaryota; Metazoa; Chordata; Aves; Passeriformes; Viduidae
Product: zinc finger protein 628-like
Exons: 3
Coding region: 101-4075 (1324 amino acids)
Source: RefSeq, a predicted model, not a curated record